Messenger RNA from Solanum pennellii, 1139 nucleotides. RefSeq lists its product as uncharacterized. Gene Ontology annotation, molecular function: cysteine-type peptidase activity. Gene Ontology annotation, biological process: proteolysis. Lineage: Eukaryota; Viridiplantae; Streptophyta; Magnoliopsida; Solanales; Solanaceae. The record is from RefSeq and is a predicted model, not a curated record. The coding region runs from base 45 to 1121 and encodes 358 amino acids. The transcript is spliced from 4 exons.
GAAACAAGAAUGUGGGUAAAUACGACUCUUCUCCUUAUAUCAGAAUGUCGGAAGGAGAAGGCAGUUCAAAUAGAGUACCUACAUUCUUUCAAAUCAAACAUCCAUUCCAAAAUCACAAUGGAUUUGAUGUACCAGACGAAAUGAUUGAGGAGUUCAAUAAAUGGGUUUUCAAAGAUGUGUCGACCAGACGUGGCAGAAAAGCAGCUUAUUCCAAGAUUAAAAACUCAUUUCAUCCUCAAAUGGACUUUGGCGUUGUCAAAAUCGGAGAGAAAGAUUUUUUUCACAUAAUGAGUCAACCGGGUAGACCUUGGGAGGACGGGCAUAUCAAUACAAUAAUGUAUUAUCUCCGAAAGAAGGCAAAAUACUCCCAAAAUGUCACUUCUUACAGUACUGUUGAUUGUUGGUUUAUGGCAUGGGUUGAUAACAUUGAGAAACAGUGGAGACAAUCACAAUGUGACAUGAGAUGCAUAUCACCGGACCAUGAUGUUGGACAAUGCAUUAGAGGAUAUAAGCUGCUUGCUAACAUUCCGUGGGAUAGGGUUGAUGAAGUAAUCAUCCCAGUCAACAUCAAUGACAAAUUCCACUGGUUUCUUGUUGUAUUCCGAAUCAAAAGUAGAUGUCUAUAUGUAUAUGAUUCGAUGAUGGGAGGAUCUGUUCAUUCAAGGAAAGUCAAAGAAGCCGUUGAUAAGCUUGCAACCAUGAUUCCUUUAUUUCUGACGAGCACAGGUUUUUAUGGCAAAAGGCUUGAUUUGUAUGCGAAUAAUCUCCCUGAUUAUCAACAGAAGUCUCACUCUGAACCUCUAAGUAUCAAGAAUGUUACACAUGUUCCUCAACAAGAAGAAAGUUCAAAUGAUUGUGGUUUAUACACAUCUCUUUUUGCUGAAUACAUGAGCAAUGGAGUUUUUGAUAUGUCACAUAUUGAUAUUGAUUCAUCAUAUCAUCGUCAAAGAUAUGCAACAUUACUUUGGCAUUAUGGGAAAUCAAAGAAUGAUGAAGGCGCAAUCAGUGAAAGUGAAGUUACAGGAACAGUUGCUAGCAAGAAGGGUGGACCUCGAACUCACAAAGAACAAGUUAUGGACACCACCAAUUAUCCUACUCCAAAAUUCCGUAUCAGGAAGUAGAAAUCUUCAUGGCACAUA